Lymnaea stagnalis (great pond snail) is the source of this 1845-nucleotide messenger RNA. NCBI's taxonomy places the organism in Eukaryota, Metazoa, Mollusca, Gastropoda, Lymnaeidae. The record is from the annotation of a GenBank genome assembly.
GAAGUCCCUUAUCCAAUAUCUAUAGCUGUCUCUAAUCACUUAGAACAACUUACAGUCAUUCUGUUCCAAAAAUUUACAUAGAUUUAUGCAUUUGCAUCGAAAUCGUUUCAUUUUGGCCCUAAUACACCAGAUUUGCGCCCAGCGAGUCUUCCAUAGUGUAUGCCAUUAAUUCGACGAAAAUCUCUUCUUUCAAGAUAACCGUUAAUUAGGCAUUCUCUUCAUAUAUAUCUUCCCUCUGAGUCUAAAAAUAUCUUCCGCUGAGUUACAAUGAAUUUACUAAAGUUAACCAUACAGUCUGAAUUGGCUUCAUUCAUGUUCUCUACCGAGUCUUCAAAGUCUUCACCCGAGUCUUCAGUGUCUUCAUCCAAGUCGCCCAUCCAGUCUGUAUUAUCCUCAUACAUGUUUUCUACCAGGUCUUUAAUGUCUUCAUUUAAGUCUAACAUCCAGUCUGCAUUGUCUUCAUACAAAUAUUCCACUAAGACUGCAAUGUGUGCAUUUAAUUCUGACAUCAAGUCUGUAUUGUCUUCAGACAUGUCUUCCACUGUAUCUACAGUGUGUUCAGCCAAGUCUGCCGUCCGGUCUGCAUUGCUUUCAUACAGUUUUUCCACUGACUCUGCAAUGUCUUCAUUAAUGUCUGCCAUCUGGGCUGCAUUAUUUUUAUACAUGGCUGCCGCUGAGUUGGAAAUGUCUUCAUACAAGUGUGCCAUCAAGUCUGCAUUGUCUUCUCCACCUGAUUUUACAAUGUCUUCAACCGAGUCUGCCAUCGACUCUGCACUGUCUUCAUACAUGUUUCACAAGAACUAUGCCACCAUCCACUCUGCAUUAUUAUCCUACAUGUCUUCAUAUGAGUCUGCAAUGUCUUCAUACAAGUCUGACAUCGACUCUGCAUGUACUUCAUACAUGUCUUCCACUAAGUCUGCAUUGUCUUCAUUCGAGUCUGCAUUGUCCUCACACAUGUCUUCCUCCAAUAUCGCCACCAAGUCUGCAUGCGUUUCAUACAUGCUAUCCAAUGUGUCUACUAUAUCUUCAUUCAUUUCCUCAAUCGAGUCUGCAAUCUCUUCAUACGAGUCUGCUUUGGAGUCUGCAUUGUCUUCAUAUGUGUCUUCCACUAACUCUGCAAUGUCUCCAUCCAAGUCUGCCAUCGUGUCUGCAUUGUCUUCAUACAUUUCUUCCACUGAGUCUGCAUUGUCUCCAUCCACGUCUUUAACCGAGCUUGCAUUGUCUUCACUUAAGUCUUCAAUUGAGGCUGCAAUAUCCAUGUCUCCCAUAAAAAAUCCUGAAUUGUUGGAUUUUAUCAAGUCUGAAUUGCUUUCCUAUGUGUCUUCCACAGAUUUUACUGGGACCUUGAUCUCUAGUAUCGUGUCCUUCUUAGUAUGUCGCAUUGUGCCUGCCAUUGUGAAGUUGUUCCUUUCGUCUUUCAUCGGGUCUGUCGCCGUGGCCUGCAUCAUAUCUGUUAUUGUGGCGGCCAUCGUGACGGCCAUCGUGUGUAUUAUUUUUUCUAUGGACUUUUCUUCGACCAUCAAGGCCGUUAAAUCCGCCAUGCAGUCUUGUCUUAAGCACUUCAUUAAGCUUGUUUUGAAGUCCGUCAUUAAGGCAAUAAUAAUGAUUGCCCUGGUGUGUCUCUUGGUAUAUGGAAUCUUUUCUUUCAUCUUUAACUGUGUCAAAGAGAUGUUUGAGACAUAGAAAAAUACGCGUUGAUCUCGUCACUUAAUGAUACCUGCAGCUUUAUGUCAUAGUCAUUUUCCUGUCACCUUUCUUCUACAUUGGGGUUUUGGUCUCAUUGUCUUCUACAUUGGGGUUUUGGUCUCAUUGUCUUCUACAUUGGGGUUUUGGUCUCAUUGUCUU